Messenger RNA from Phytophthora sojae, 654 nucleotides. RefSeq lists its product as hypothetical. Lineage: Eukaryota; Oomycota; Peronosporomycetes; Peronosporales; Peronosporaceae. Bases 1 to 654 code for a protein of 217 amino acids. The record is from RefSeq and is a predicted model, not a curated record. The transcript has 2 exons.
AUGCUGGAACAGUACCUCUUUGACGGAUGGGCGUCUGGGGCGACGAUCGUCCCCGUUCAAGUCGACGACUCAACGUCCGAUGGAUCGUAUCUAUAUGGGAAAUCGUUGCUGCUGAACUUGGAAGUGAAAAUACACAAAAGCGCGAGAGAAGGAGACCCCACGAUGCAGAAUAUCGGGUACUACAUCAAGUACCUGCCAUCCCGUAUCGACGGGUCCAUGCCUUGCUAUUUGCUAGACAUCUGCGGACCGCUCCUGAGUGUUUUCGGCGUCAUCAACCUUGGUGACGAAGCUGUCGUGUGCGAGCCACUGGUGGCUAGUCUCCCCUUGCUUUACUUCGACACCCCACUAUUGACAUCCCUGGCUCGUGUUUACGGGAACAAGCAGGUUGUUACCAGUGAUGUUACACGCUUCACGUUCCCAUACAAAGAUACAGCGUUGAUCGAUGGUGAAGAGGUGAAGCUGACGUACGAGGCUGCGAUAGUUCGCUACGUCUUUUGUGCGCGACUUGCUCCAUCGCAGACAAAGGUCAUCGUCAAGUUUGCCAGACAGUACGGUAGCGAUGUGCAUCAGUACUGUGCGAACGAGGGCUUCGCUCCGAAGUUGUUGAGUCACGAAGUUCUUGUUAACAAUUGGGCGUUCGUUGUGAUCGCAUAA